This is a messenger RNA of Pecten maximus, 4865 nucleotides long. Its product is annotated as P protein-like. Lineage: Eukaryota; Metazoa; Mollusca; Bivalvia; Pectinida; Pectinidae. The transcript has 20 exons. The record is from RefSeq and is a predicted model, not a curated record. Gene Ontology annotation, biological process: transmembrane transport. Gene Ontology annotation, cellular component: membrane. The coding region runs from base 184 to 2493 and encodes 769 amino acids.
CAUUGAUUCGUCAGACUUCGGAUAGCCUGUGUAUAGCUACGUAUAACUCCUCCCCUCGUACCUACCCAGACUAUACUGUGUCAUGUUCCCCAGGACGUGACAGACGCUACCCUAAAGUUUUCAUCUGCUGGAAAUGAUUUCACAACAGAAAGCUCUAUUCUCUGGAAGGUGACGCUAUUGAAUAUGUCUAGCCCAGAUCUCAAAACCUUGUUUCAUUAUAACCAUAACCGCCCUAAAUCAACUCCCAUAAUUGUUAACACGACAUCGGGCUUUCCUGACAAAAGUGGUGACCCUGUCAUUAGCCAAAAUCAUGUGCCACAGAAGGACACCAGCUUCUCCACACAUCAGCAUUCGUUGGUGGACGUAGCCCGCACACCGUCCUCCGGAUCGAGCUCCCACGAGAAUGAGAACGAAUCAACACCACUUCUUGGGAAUAGUGAUUCCGGAAACAGUGGUAUUUUCAUGCAGGAGCUGAAGGGGGAUUUCAAAGAGAAUAUCGGCAGCUACUUGCGGUUAAGCAACUACAAACAAAUAUUACAUCAUGUCAAGAUCGCGAUACUACUUGUACUUACCGUCGUUUUCUGUGCUAUUAUUACUGCUCAUGACGAGACGGGCGAGAAGUUUUGGAUAACAUCCGUUGACAGCACCAAACCUACAGUAUCAACAUCCCAUCAAGCUGACGGAGUCAUGAAGCUGACAUUAGACGGUCCUAUAAAUGCGAAAGAGGAAAGGGAUCCGAACAAGACGUAUUCCUUUAUCACUGUAGAUAUCCUCAGUAAUAAGAGUUCUGUAGUACUAGACACCAAGAGAUGGGAGAUCAAUAAUGCUAUGCUACUACAGGAAGAGACCGAGGAGGUGGAACACAAAUUCUCUAACGUCAGUGAAACGGAAACUGUCAGUCUACGAUUUACUACCAACUCCUCUGAGAGUUUUGCCGUCAGAUGGAAACUGCACGUGACACGUAACGAGGAAAUUAUUGUCGCAGCAAUCAUUCUGGCUUUCGUCUACGUUCUUAUCAUAUUUGAGCUUGUCCACAGGACCAUUGCAGCUAUCAUCGGUUCUUUGGCGGCUGUUGCUGCCCUGUCAUAUUUUGAAAAGCGUCCAUCCUUGGAAGUGAUCAUAUCCUGGAUAGAUAUGGAGACACUCAUGCUGCUCUUUGGAAUGAUGAUACUUGUAGCCAUAUUUUCCGAAACAGGAUUCUUUAAUUUCUUUGCCCUGAAGGCGUAUAAGAUAGCGAAGGGCCAGGUCUGGAGCCUCGUUACAUUGCUGUGUAUAUUCAGUGCCGUGGUGUCUGCAUUUCUUGACAAUGUUACAACAAUCCUUCUUCUUACGCCAGUAACCAUCAGGCUUUGUGAGGUGCUGAACCUCGACCCUAAAAACAUACUGAUAGCCGAGGUUUUGUUCUCCAACAUUGGGGGGACAGCUACUGCUGUGGGUGACCCACCUAACGUCAUCAUUGUUUCCAACAAGGAAAUGUCCGCUAAGGGUAUCGACUUCGCUGAAUUCACACUUCACAUGACAGUAGGCAUAGUCUUUGUAGCGAUCGCGGGGUACGCGGCACUACGUUUUUAUUACCGAAAUAUGGACUCUCUACAAAAUAAGGACCCUCCCGAAAUAGCAGAGCUGAAACACGAGAUUGAUCUGUGGAAGAAGGCCGCCGCCAGAGUGUCGGUUGCGACCAGAGAAGAGAGUAUCAUGAAGGCACUAUUCAUGCAGAAGUCAGCCCAACGAGAAAACAGCCUUGUACGGCGACUCUAUAGAAUAAAGCGUUCGGAGAUUAAAGACUUCCAGCAAAAUGUCCAGGAUCUGGAAAGAAAGUAUUUCAUCACGGAUCAAUGGCUGCUGGUGAAGAGUAGUUUUAUCCUCGCUGUGGCCAUCCUCUUUUUCUUCUUGCAGUCUUUUGUGGGCGGGAUACAUCUCAAUAUAGGAUGGGUAGCCGUGAUGGGAGCUAUUUUGUUGAUUGUACUUGCUGACAUCGAAGAUAUGGAAAAUACAUUACAUAAAGUGGAAUGGGCGACUCUCAUAUUCUUUGCGGCACUCUUCGUUUUGAUGGAAGCCCUGAAGGAGCUCCAACUGAUUGAUUGGAUCGGGGACAAGGUCAGUGACGUCAUCAAGAGUGUGGACGAGGGCCAGAGACUGACCGCCGCCGUCAUGGUCAUCCUUUGGGUGUCUGCAUUUGCGUCCAGCUUUAUAGACAACAUUCCCUAUACUACGGCUAUGAUACCUGUGUUGAUCCAUUUGGAGGAAGAUCCAGACCUCAAUCUCGACAUAUUGCCACUCACCUUCGCCUUGGCGUUCGGCGCCUGUCUUGGAGGUAAUGGCACUCUGAUCGGAGCAUCAGCCAACGUAGUGUGUGCUGGUAUAGCAGAACAGCAUGGGUAUGGCUUCACAUUCCUCGAGUUCUUCAAGGUCGGGUUCCCGAUGAUGAUAGUAACCAACAUUGUGGCGAUGGCGUACCUAGCAGUGUGCCACAUCGCCUUUGAAUGGCACUAACUUAGUGAUGUGGACAAUUAUGUUCUCGACUUUGGAAUAAUUUAGACAAAUAAGGAGUAUGCUGUCCAGAUUACUCGUGUCCUGGACGUAUUUUGAGAUUAGUUAGCUCAUAUGUUGUGGAAAUAAUACGUCAUCUGAAUAUAAUUGAUUAAGUUAUACUUUGCUGAGAAUAUUUUUUGCACAAUAAUACUCGAUAUACAUAUUUAUAUUGAAUGUCUGUGAGAACUGCUGUCCUCAAUAUUUCAAUACAUAUAAAUAUGAGAGAGAGAGAGAGAGAGAGAGAGAGAGAGAGAGAGAGAGAGAGAGAGAGAGAGAGAGAGAGAUCUUAUAUGUGACCUUGACCGUUAUAUAGUAUUCUUUUAUAUAAAUACGAAGUUGGGGAAGGGGAGGAGGUUAUUCGUCUGUAGACACAACGAAGUACUGGCUACUCCUCCUAAACUACUGAGGGAAUUCCAAUGAAACUUCCUGGCAAUAAUACUUACACAUUGUAAAUAUGAGUAACAUAUAGCAGGUUAAAUGAUCUCCCCUUUUUUGUACAUUAGUAACCUUUUUUCUUCUCCAGAACUCGAGUAUUUUAACGACUUAAUUCAAAACUUCGGAGGAAGGUUUAUUGCGAUAUUUACUCGCAUGUUUUUACGGAAUCACGGCCCAUUGUAGAUUUUCCGAAACGGUUUCCGCUCAAUAACUUCAACAUAGACUGUAUGGCAAAUACUUCAUCAAGAGAAAAAAUGAUGAGCUAUUAUGGUUUUCAACAAUGUGUGCAAUCGCCAAUCCAUCGAAAGGGAUGGCUAUUGGAUCAUAUUUACAUAAACUGACCACCACAAGGAAUUAUUAUAGACAUUACUCAUAGAUACAAGUUAUCACUUUUCAUAUCAGCUGCCAUCCCAUGGAUAAAUGUCACAUUGACAAUUCAAAUGCAAGCAUUAUGAUUAUAAUUGCUAAAUUAUCAACUUCGUAAGACAUACAAAAACGAUGAUCAUCUUUUAAACAACUAAGCUGAAUAUAUAUAUCAGAAAUUAUUUGGGUAUGAAUUGGCCCCCCGGACGACAGUUCUAGUUUCAUCAAAAGUAGGGUGUUAGAAAUAUCCAUGUGUGUUUUAGAAGUUUAUACUUUCACUAUUGUUGAUUAUAAACUUUAGUCGCUUGAACCCUCGCCAACACGUAUGACGCAUGCGUAUCUAUGCUCUUUCACUAAUGAGUCUUUCAGUAUUCAGGCUAUAUCUGUUAUGUCGCCAGAGAUAUCCAGGAAAUGUGCCAUAUUUAGUGCUGUUUACUAUUUAUUAACAUCAUUAGCUUGAUCUCCUGAUGCUCAACUAGUCGACAGUAUGUAUAAGAUCCGUAGUUGUUACAGGUAAAGUACUUGUCUGUCACAAUGGAUAUCGGAUAUGUUUCUUAACAUGGCCACGACAUCAAAACAUGUAAAUUAUUUGUGUCAUGGCGCAUAAUUUUUCAAUGUUGCUUUUAAGUUUAAUUUUACUUACACAAAUACCUAAAAUUGUUAUUAUAGGGUCUAGAUUGUGAUUCUGUACUGUCGUUAUUACUACUUGACAAUUGAAAUUGUUAUUAUAUAUAUAUUUUUUUUUUUUUUGUAUGUAUAUUUUUUUUUUUGAAAAUAAAAUCCUUUGUUGUCAGCGAUAGAUGAUAAAUAAUUCGUUAGGUCUUAUAUAAUUCAUACAAUUACGAUAUAUUCUCAUGGUAUGUGUAGUUAGAAUGUUGUGAAGUUUACCCCUAAAUCACCAUUCAUUCGUCCAUUUCGUUAUUCCUCCAAAAUUGAAUAGUUACCAGGUACAUGGUUAUGAAUAUCAAUACAGAAAAAGACAUUAUACUUGUCGUAAAGAAAAAGAAGACAUUCUAAAAUAGACACAACCAAUUUAUGCAACUAGUUGAUUAUGUAAAUGACUCCAGUCUAGUACACAAAGCAAAAUGUAUGCAGAUAUAUUAUGACAAUGGUUAUAAACUUAAUGAUCUGUGUUUGUGAAAAGAGAAUAAAAUGAAUUUGAAUUUGUGUAGGUUACGGAAGGAUUUAAUAAAUUGUUCAUUGGUGUAUUGUGAUGUCAGUUACGAAAUGUACAUGUAGUUUACGUUUAGCAGAAUUUCGUGCAAUGCUUUACUGUAAAGACAUGUGCGUUCAAUAUAUAUUCAUAUUUUUCUUGGUGCAUACGAUUUAUAUAUAUAUUUUUUUUUAUCUUGCGCAAUAAAUGCUUGCCGUGUUUUUCGCCCUGUGAACAGACAGUGGUCAAAGAAUGUAAUUAUCUGGUAUAUGUGUUUCAUGCAUGAAUUAUGACUAAAUUGUGAUUAUCGAUGUUUUAAUGUAUAAAAUAUCUUACUCCCGCUUUUCCGUUUCAAAAAGAAUAAAUUUGAACAGAAAUUGUA